This is a messenger RNA of Funneliformis caledonium, 271 nucleotides long. Lineage: Eukaryota; Fungi; Glomeromycota; Glomeromycetes; Glomerales; Glomeraceae. The record is from the annotation of a GenBank genome assembly.
AUAUUCCGUCGUCCGAUCUAUUUCCUAUAGAGUUUCUUCAAAAAUAUAUUGCUUACGCUCAUAGAUAUGUAUAUCCGCGCUUAUCAGAGGAAGCUCGUAAAAUUAUUAAACUCUCUUAUAUUAAGAUGAAACAAAAAUACCUUUCUAUGGAUCAAACGUCCAUUACUAUUCGCCAAUUAGAAACAAUGAUAAAAUUGGCACAAGCGCGAGCAAGAAUGGAACUGCGAGAUUUAGUCCUAUGCUCAGAUGUCGAAAAUGUUGUUGAAAUCAU